AGACCACUAUCGAAAUUAUAUUUGUUUGUGGUAAAUACGCUAGAAUAUACGAAGAACCGAAAAGAUUAUAUGGUGGAGGAUUACACAGCUAUUGAAUCCAUAUUUUCAGUUUUCUACGCACAAAAUCAUGUAUGUUUCCAUACCCCUCAUAUAAACCACACUCCUGAAUGACUUGACAUGGAGUCCUAUUAUCUGUUUAAUGGCAGUAUGUCUCCAAAUCAAGUGCUGCCUCACCCCAGCUAUUACAACAGAACAGUGUACUGCCAGGAACACCAAAUACCACCUGAACUACAAAAUCGCACAUACAGAUGCCAAUCCCUGCCACCUGCAAGGCUUUGUCCCAAGUGUCAUCUUAUUCCUUUGCACCAUAAAGCUGGGACAAUUAAGUCCUUUGUCAAAGCACAUUUCCUGAAACUUGCUGAUGAAAAAAUCUCACAUUGGACUGAAUUUCAAAGUCACUUCAGAUACUACUGGCCAUCUUUUUAUAGAACCUGUGUAUAUAAGAUAAGAGAUAUGCGACAAAUAAAUCCAGCCCAAUAACUUAUAUGUGUGUUGAAACAUGCAAACAGUGUUGGUCACAUCUGCCAAUGAUGAUCAUUGGGAAUCAAGACCAGAGACCAAGUAUGACAGGCUAGACCAAACAAACAAACAAGUAAAGGAGGUGACCAGCCUACUUAAGGAUAAUGUUGAGAAAGUGUUAGACCGAGGUGAAAAAAUUGACCGCCUGCAAGAGAGGUCAGAGGACCUGGAGUCAAAUGCCAUCAACUUCCAGUCUACCUCUCGGCGCCUCCGCAGAAAGAUGUGGUGCAAAAACUGUAAAAUGAAUUGCAUCAUUGCUGCAGUUGUGUUUGGAGUCAUCGCUGUAGUUGUUCUCAUUAUUGUGUUAUCUAUAAAGCCAUGGGAAAACAAUAACAGUGAUGGUGGUGGCAACAAUGGUGGUCAUGGUAACGACACGCUGACAAUGUGAGGUCAAAGGUCAUCAAGAACACAGAGUGUUACAUUGCAAUGUAACAUCCCAAAACAGUGAAACCAAACCCUGAAUAUUCUGUAAACCUGUAUAGCCUCAUUGUAUACAAACCAAAGUUGUAAAUUUUAUUUGAACAUGUAGUAGUUUUAAAUAAUGUACUGUGAUAUUGUAUGGUGCUAGCUAAUCAGUAUCUGCUGAAUUCUUACAUUAUCUACUUUCAGAUAAUUCAUUUUUAUGGGGAUUUGAUUUUGGUUUCUCGAUGGGUACUCUAAAUCCAGUCAACGAAACAAGAAAAAAGUUGACAUGAAUUACAGAACUUAUGGAUUUUUGUGAGCAAGAUUUUCCACGAAAUUAAGUGCAAAUAAAAUGCAUAUAGUGUAUACUGUUGAACCUCAUUAUCUUAAAGUUGGAGGGGUGAGGGAGAAACAAUGUUAUGAGAACAUUCAAUUUCGACGAGUUCAAAUGUUUGUAUUGAAGUAUGGUCGAGACUGACUAAAUACGUUGAAAUAAACUAGGUCCUUGAGUUAUAUGAGUUCAAGAUAAGAAGGUUCAACUGUACAUCUGUUUAAUAGCUAUGAAGAUAAAUACAAUUUUUUAAAGUUAUUUGGUAUUUUUUUUCUAUCAAGAUGUACUGCAAAUUAAUUGAAUGACAUGAUAAAGUAUUGCAAGCUGAAAUUAAAAUGUAUAUUGAGAUUUAAGUAGUGCACAUUUAGGAUGUUGUAAUAUGUUACACAAAUAAAUGUUGGAAGAAACUUAAAGAAAAAAGAACAAAAUAUCAAAUUUAAAACUGAUUUAUAUGUCCAGAUGCAGUAGAUAUAUACAUAUGAAUGAUAAAUAAAAUGAUUACAAAUA
Molecule: messenger RNA, 1819 nt
Organism: Ylistrum balloti
Lineage: Eukaryota; Metazoa; Mollusca; Bivalvia; Pectinida; Pectinidae
Product: vesicle-associated membrane protein 3-like
Exons: 5
Coding region: 560-967 (135 amino acids)
Biological process (GO): vesicle fusion; vesicle-mediated transport
Cellular component (GO): plasma membrane; SNARE complex
Molecular function (GO): SNAP receptor activity; syntaxin binding
Source: RefSeq, a predicted model, not a curated record